This is a messenger RNA of Truncatella angustata, 1707 nucleotides long. RefSeq names its product mitogen-activated protein kinase spm1. The record is from RefSeq and is a predicted model, not a curated record. Lineage: Eukaryota; Fungi; Ascomycota; Sordariomycetes; Amphisphaeriales; Sporocadaceae. Bases 322 to 1602 code for a protein of 426 amino acids. Gene Ontology annotation, molecular function: ATP binding; MAP kinase activity. The transcript has 5 exons. Gene Ontology annotation, cellular component: cytoplasm; nucleus. Gene Ontology annotation, biological process: protein phosphorylation; intracellular signal transduction.
GCCCUGUAGGAAAUAUCGGGGUAGACCGAGUAAAUUUGCGCCAUAUCUGUACGUAGCAUUCUAAGGACACCAUAAGUCCUAGCCUGCACAGCUUGUCAGCGGGGUGAAUUCCUUAACCAGCAUAUAUUCUCCGACCAGAUCUGAUAUCUUUGUCGCAAACUUCCCACUUCGAGUAUCAGCAAAAGGGGCAUAUCUAUUUCAAUACCGCAAUCAUAGACGUUAUGGCCGACUUGCAAGGACGUAAGGUAUUCAAGGUCUUCAACCAGGACUUCGUUGUAGACGAUCGGUAUACAGUUACCAAGGAACUAGGCCAAGGAGCUUAUGGUAUCGUUUGGUACGUGCGCUGUGCUGCUAAAGGCGGCCGGCUUAUCGAGCGACUUACCCCUCCAUACCAUUGAUGAGAGAGUCAUCACAACGGUUGCUAACCAUGAGAUUCUUCCCUACAGUGCGGCUGUUAACAAUCAGUCGAACGAAGGAGUCGCUAUCAAAAAAGUCACCAAUGUCUUCAGCAAGAAGAUCCUCGCCAAACGCGCCCUGCGCGAAAUAAAAUUGCUUCAACAUUUCCGAGGCCAUCGCAACAUAACAUGUCUAUACGACAUGGACAUCCCACGACCUGACAACUUCAAUGAAACAUACCUGUAUGAAGAGCUCAUGGAAAGCGAUCUUGCCGCCAUCAUCCGUUCUGGCCAACCACUCACCGACGCUCACUUCCAAUCAUUCAUUUACCAGAUCCUCUGCGGCCUCAAGUACAUCCAUUCGGCGAAUGUGCUACAUCGUGAUCUGAAGCCUGCUAACCUGCUUGUUAAUGCUGACUGCGAGUUAAAGAUUUGCGAUUUCGGUCUUGCGAGAGGUUUCUCCGUUGAUCCAGAGGAGAAUGCUGGAUACAUGACCGAGUAUGUAGCCACAAGAUGGUACAGAGCACCGGAAAUCAUGUUGAGCUUCCAGAGUUACACAAAAGCGAUUGAUGUGUGGUCUGUCGGUUGUAUCCUCGCCGAGCUGCUUGAUGGUCGUCCCUUCUUCAAGGGCAGGGACUACGUCGAUCAGUUGAACCAAAUUUUGCACAUCCUCGGCACGCCCGACGAGGAGACGUUAUCCCGAAUCGGUUCUUCGCGUGCCCAAGAGUAUGUGCGCAACUUGCCAUUCAUGGCCAAGAAGCACUUCCAAACCCUUUUCCCGAAUGCGAACCUCGACGCUCUCGACCUCCUCGACCGCAUGCUCGCUUUCGAUCCUUCUUCCCGUAUCUCUGUGGAGGAGGCUCUUCAACACCCUUACCUCAAGAUCUGGCACGACGAGACAGACGAGCCUGAUUGUCCGACGACAUUCAACUUUGAUUUCGAAAUUGUCGAUGAAGUAGGUGAUAUGCGCAAUUUGAUCUUGGACGAAGUCUACCGCUUCCGACAGCAAGUCAGGACUGCUCCUUCAGGAGCUAGUGGACAAGGCGCUAGACUACCGGCACAGCCAGGCCAAGUCCCGCUACCAAGUGGCCAACAGCAGUGGACGAGCGACGAUCCUAGGCCACAGGACCAUACGCCUUAUUCUGGCAAUGCCAGGACGAGGGACACCCCAAUCAACAACGGCGCUUUAAUGCAGGUCCAUUCCUGACCCAGCGAUGUUCAAACCCACUUUAGCGGCUAGCUAGGCGUUUUCUUUUCCGAUCGUCGCUAAUGGUAGGCGCCAAUAAGUCGGUAAACCUGAUUAAUUGCAAAC